Molecule: messenger RNA, 1971 nt
Organism: Vidua chalybeata
Lineage: Eukaryota; Metazoa; Chordata; Aves; Passeriformes; Viduidae
Product: C-X-C motif chemokine 6-like
Exons: 6
Coding region: 1448-1750 (100 amino acids)
Biological process (GO): inflammatory response; chemokine-mediated signaling pathway; cellular response to lipopolysaccharide
Cellular component (GO): extracellular region
Molecular function (GO): CXCR chemokine receptor binding; chemokine activity
Source: RefSeq, a predicted model, not a curated record
CGCACGGAGAUCAUAAUUAAAUUAAGAACCUCAGGGAAGGUGUGUGUGAAUCCCGAAGCCCCCUGGGUGAAGAAGCUGCUGAAGCGCAUUGCUGGCACGAAGAAAAAAUAGGUUUCCUGCUAAGGAAGUUGGUGCCCAGAGCCCCGAGGUGGGCUGGCGGAUGAUGCCCAGGUGUGCAGACCUGGCUGCUCCUCAUUUGGCCCUCUCUUCCUCCCCUUCCUGAAAGUCCCACGUCUGGCUCUGGUGGCAGUGGCUGUGGGGAGGGUGGCUCGCUGCUGGCCCCAGCCCUGUGGCAGGUUCGUGGGGGGUUCUCCCCUGCUCUUGGUCUCUGGAUCAGCGUGAGUGUGAAUCCUUCAUUUAUUUAGUUGCCUGUGGACUGCAAAACUGUUCCCUCUCAGGGGCUGCUCCUGCUUCUUUAGGAAUGACUUUGUGACUUUUUCCAUGUGAAGUGCUCAGCAACAGAGUGUGUGUCUGAGGGUUGUGUGGCAUGUCCCGUUCCAGAAUCUCAAGCCAAAUAAAAUUCAGGACUUUUCUUUCUGUUCUAUUUUCCAUGGAUCUCCUAGCUUUGAAGCUGUGUAUGGCAUAGAAUCAUGGUUUGGAUCAGAAGUGACCUCAAAGCCCAUGCAGUCCCACCCCCUGCCAUGAGCAGGGACGUCUUCCACUAUCACAGGUUGUUUCAGAUCCUGUCCAACCUGGUGUUGGACACCUCCAGGGAUACAGGGGCAGCCAGAGCUUCUCUGUACCAGGGCCUCCCCACCCUCUCAGGGAAGAAUUUCCCCCCACUAUCCUAUCUAACCCUGCCCUCUGGCACUGUGAAGCUGUUCCCUCUUGUUAGGGGUCCUUCCCAUCACAACCUGUCAUUUUCCCUGGUGGUGAUUUGAGGGCACGAUAUUGGUGGUAGGGAGAUGGGACAAUCCAGCCAAAGUGCCCCACAUCCAAGUGAUGGAGCUGGGAUUUACAGGUGGCUGUAAGGCUUUAGAAACCAGUCCAGGCCAGUAAGGAAAUAUGUCAGGAAUGGGCAUGAGGUCACUUGGCAGAGUUUUGGGGUAAAAAAAAAAAUCAAAAGCAAAUGUCAGCAGGGCGCUGCUGGGCUGUGCCUUGCAGGGGGACAAGGCGGUAGUAGGGGAAAUGAGCAAUUCCUGAUCGUGCAGGCUAGAAAAGCACCCCAGAAAACCUCCGGGCUCGUGGGGCUGUGUGCGCUGAGAACGAAGCUGGAGGAAACGGCCGAGAAAGGAAGGGGAAAAGCAGAGCCGGUUUCGGGAAGCCGGGCCCCGCGCCAAGCCCCAAGCCACGUUUUAUCGGCAGCGUUGCAAACUCAGCGAGCGCCGUCAGCAGCGACAGGGGUCGGGCAAAACCACGGCGACCCCGGGGCCUCCCGUGCCGCCUCACUUCUCCUAUUUCCCAGCUCAAAUAGAGGGAUGCUGCGGGGCCCGGGGCUGGGGCCGGCAUGGCUGUGCGGGCAGCCCUGCUGCUGGCGGUGCUGCUGCUGUCCCAGCGCCCUGGGGACACAGCAAUCCUGGAAGCCAACGGCAACCUGAGCUGCCGCUGCCUCAAGAGCACCCGAACCUUCAUCCCGCCGGAGAGGUACAGCAGCAUCGAGGUGUGGCCCGUGGGGAGCAGCUGCCGGCGCCCCGAGGUGGUGAUUAAGCUGAAGAGCCUGAAGAGGGUGUGCGUAGAUCCUGACACCCCUUGGAUGAGGAAACUCUUGCAGGACCUCCCUCACCUGAGGAAGAAAAAGGCUCCCCGCUGAGGAAGCUGCCACCAGAGGCAGGCCAGAUGUGCUGGGCCCAAAACUGCCUCCCUUCCCCAUCCUGUUGUUGGCUUAGCCCAGUCCAGAGGGGAGCAUGCUGCUGCCUGAGCCCCUUUUAAUGCCUUUAAACCCUUAAAAAUGCCCAUCCCUGCUUCCAGCCUCUCCCAUCCCUCAGCCAUGCACUGGGUGUCCCUUUUGGGCGUGGCUCAGCAGGCCCAAUA